Molecule: messenger RNA, 3477 nt
Organism: Vitrella brassicaformis
Lineage: Eukaryota; Vitrellaceae
Source: the annotation of a GenBank genome assembly
CUGUUGGGGCGCGUAUGCCUGCUGGUUGGGCUGCAGCUACUAUUGGUAUGCUGCCUGGUGGGAGUGAUGGUGUUCUGCCCUGGGUGGAGCUGGGGAAGGUGUCAGGAUGAUAGGUCCUGGUGGGGGCUGGACGUGAAUCAGUGGAAGGGGCGUUGUGUGGGGGAGAUCCGUCCGAGAGCUGGUCUCGACUCGGCUCCCCUGCCCUCUCUCUCUAGUCCACCCACCCCAUCACUGGCAGCCACCAGUCCGUCGCUCGUCAUCCCCUCUCCUCGUGUUCUGGGAGGCCUGGCUGGAGCGACCAGUGGUAUCGUGUCUGGUGGAGAAUCGUUGCUCGCCGCGGACCUGACGGCUGGAGCGGCGUCUCGGGGUUUAUCUGGAGCGGCGCAAGCUGGCGGAGUAGGAGUGGGGGCGGUUGUUGUCAACCCAUCGAGUGGUGACGGCCCCUCUCUGCCACCUGCGUCGUCUGCGCCUCCUCCAUCUGCCCCUAGCGGUGUGAACGGUUCGUCGCAGCCGCGUGGGUCCUUUCGCGAAUCCCUGGUCGCUCGUGUGUUGCCUGGGGAUGUCGUGGUUCCGGCUUCGGACCGGGAUAUUGCAGGUUCGGGUCCUGUCGUGGUUUCGUCGUCAGCUCGUGAUUCCGCAUCAUCGUUGGCUGAGAACGUGUCUUCGUCUGAGGGUCUCGUGUUGAGUACUGGCGUCUCGGCCUCGACUGCUGGUCUCGUUUUGGAGCCUUCUCUCGACUUCUCGUCCGGUGAGGGUCCGUCUGAAGGUACUGCUUUGCCAUCGUUGCCCAUCGCUGAUAGCGGCAACGAGGAAGGCAGCAUUGUUGGCCCCAGUGACCUGCCUGAUCCUGAGUCGCUCGACGUCGACGGCUUUUGCGGCUGGGCUGCCGUUGAGAGCCAGCCUGCUGUGUCGUCUUCGUUGGGUCAGGGGGGCGGUCUGGGAGUGUCUGGUGUCGGACGGGCGGCUGAUCGUCGCUCUCCGCCCGCCCGUCAGUCUGUUGUCGCUGGUGCGGGCCACUCUGCUACUGGUGGCCAUGGUGGGGGCGUAUUUGCUGUCCCUGCUGUUGAGUUGGGUGUUUUGGUGGUCCGAGUUAUCCGAGUGGAUCUUCUACGGAUCGGCGGAGUAGCGGUGCGGCUGCGGCAGCUGUGGGUGACGAGGCUGGCGGUGCACGUCCCAUUCGCACUGUCGCCAACCUGCUCUAUGGCGUCUCCUCUACGGCUGACGAGAGCCUCGCGUCUACUGCAGCGACGGCUGGUUCUUUUGAGUCUGGUGCGGCUGACGGGGAUGGCCCUGUCGCCACCAGAUCACCCCACCCACCCGCCCGCCCGCUUCGGGAGCACUUUGUCGCUCACGAGUUGCGUUUUCGUUCGGUCAUCAACGAUUCCGUCCCCUUCAAUCCAAGUCCCCUCUCCCGGUUCCCCGGCCUCCCGUCUGUUCGUCUGCCUCCGCCACUGGUGCGUGAUAGGCAUGGUCGCGGUGCUGGUGGGGGCAAUGGUGGGGGUGGUGUUGAGAGUGGUUUGGGUGCCGCUGACGUUAAGGGGCAUGAUGGGAAGGUUGAGAGUGCCCGGGUCAACGCUCAGGCCACUGCAGGAAAUGCCGCUGCCGGUUUCGGUGCUGGUGGCCUCUCGGCCCGUGUUGAUGCGGGUGUUGGAGCUCUUGACCAACUCGACACUCAGGCUACUGGAGAAGGUGCCGCUGCCCGUCAUGGUGCUGGUGGCCCUCCGGUGCGUGUUGAGGCGGCUGCCCAACUCAAUGCGACUGCUGGAAGAGGAGAUGCCGCCGCCCACCCUGGUGCUGGUGGGCCCUCGGCCCGUGUUGAUGCGGGUGUAAGAGCUCUUGACCAACCUGCCCCUGAUCUUUUCGUUCGUUCGUCUCGUCGACUUGACCGUCCAGCGGAAACUCAGUUGUCUGUUUUGGAUCGUCAGUCUCUGGGUGUCGCUUCUGGGUCUCGUCCUCGUCCUGGGCCUCGUACUCGUUCUCAUGGGAGUCAGCUUGUUGGUGGUGUUGGUGCUGGGGAGCAGUGUGUCCCCGUCCGUCUGUCUAAGAGAGAUGCUGUCGACCAGCCGGCCUCGCCCGACCAUCCUGGUCCUUGUGUCGACGUAUCACGCCUGACUCAGCCGAAUGGCGGCGGCCCCCCGCGUCCCUUUGGUGCUGGUGGUGUCGUUCAUAUGGGUCAAGGUGAUGAGCAUGUCGACUUCGAGGACGUCAAUGAGGGUGGUGUUGCUGGGCUUCUCGAUGGUGGCGGCCCUCUCGCCUUCGGUGGUUUUGCUGAUGCUUCUCAUGUGGACGAGCCGCACGGGAAGUUUUUCUGACUGCCUGUGUGCGCCGACUGGGCUGAAUUGGUUGCUGGCUGUGUGACUCACUGGUUUGUGUCUCUGAGUGCGUGGGUAUGGGGCUGGCUCGGAGUAAGUGGCAAGGGAAAGAUCGAUGCAUUGCAGCCGGCUGUACGGCGGAUGGCAAGUUUGGCGCGUUUGGCGCGGCUUUAUGGCCGCAUUCUUUCUUGUAUACUCUCUCGCUCUUUUUCUCUCACCUUGUGUGACAGCAGGGUGUGACUUUCUGCUUUGCAGGGACGGAGGGCGGUCAAAGGGACCGCCGCCUUAUCAGUGGCCCGUCUUUUUGUCUCCAGUGCCUGGCUAUCUGUUCGUGUCGGCUUGCUCGUUUAGCCUUGCGUCGUUGGGCAUGUGCAAGGAGGGCAGAGAUAGCGCAUCCGAGCUGGCAUUCUCACAUCCUAGUCUGGGUACUUCGUGCGUGCAUACCCUCUCUCCCCGUAAUCUCCCCGUGGUCUCUUCGUACAUGGCUUGCUUGGCUGUCCCGUCUGUACCUCCAACUGCUUGCCGCUUGUUGCCUGCGUGUGCAUACGUACGUUUGUAUGUCGAUUGUUGUUGCCUGUCUGUCUGUCUGUCAGUCUGGUACACAGUGCGUACAAGUAAGUAUUCAUGUUACGUACAUGAGGAACGGUGAGGACAAGUCUGACCGUUACCCUCUUGCCUGCCUAUCUGCCUACUGGUCUGCGGCCCAGUGGGGGCUUCCCCUGAGAUCACUACUGUCAACGGACAAUGUGCCUCUCUUCCCUGCUGCCAUGACGGGUGAGAGUAUUGUGAUUGACCUGAGAGUGCAGCCCAGCCCAUUUUGGGCAAUUGUGGUUCGUAUUAGUUAAAGGACGCCCUUUCUUCACAGGAGCAGAAGGAUACUUGGGCUGGCACUUGAAGAAGCAGUGAAAUCAGUGAGUGCGGGGUGGGUAUCUGUGUUCGUGCGUCUGUGUUAAAUGUGGCUUCCCUAGAGACAUGAGUGUGCGACGUGCGCGCGGGUACGUAGGAGCGUUGCUGGUGUGCAUGCGGUCAUGGUGACAAGCAACGUAUCGAUUUCGCGGAGAGAAUGCCCAGAAGAAGCAUUCGGACAAACAAACAAACGAUUCCAAACGAAACAAUCUCGCUGCCUGCUGCUCGGUUUGAUCGGAAUGACCGAUUUUGGUCGCUC